This is a messenger RNA of Fusarium keratoplasticum, 1056 nucleotides long. Its product is annotated as PKS-ER domain-containing protein. Lineage: Eukaryota; Fungi; Ascomycota; Sordariomycetes; Hypocreales; Nectriaceae. Bases 1 to 1056 code for a protein of 351 amino acids. The transcript is spliced from 2 exons. Gene Ontology annotation, molecular function: oxidoreductase activity. The record is from RefSeq and is a predicted model, not a curated record.
AUGGCUACUCCCACCUCCACCAGAGCUUGGUCUCUUUACAAAAUCGACCCCAACAGCUUCGAUGGAUUGGAGCUGAAGGAGAGCAUCCCAAUUCCUAACCUUGGCGACCAUGAUGUAUUGGUCCAGAUUGAGGCCGUCUCGCUCAACUACAGAGAUCUUGCCCUCCCAAGGGGCCGUUACCCUUUCGCAAUGAACCUGCCUGUUGUUCCUGGCUCGGAUGCCUCCGGAAUUGCUGUGGCGGUUGGCCCCAAGGUUACCAGCAUCUCCAAGGGCGAUAGGGUGUGCACACUCUUCAACGAACUUCACCAGGCUGGUGAGAUCACUCCUGAAGGAGCAGCAAGCGGCCUUGGAGGUGCCAUCGACGGCACACUACGCCAGUACGGUGUCUUCCCCGAACAAGGUCUUGUUCAGGCACCGCAGUCCCUGAACGCCAUUGAAGCUAGCACCCUGACCUGUGCCCCUCUGACAUCAUGGAAUGCUCUGUAUGGACUGCAGUCCAAGGCUGUCAAGGCUGGUGACUGGGUUCUAACCCAAGGCACUGGUGGUGUGAGUCUCGCGGCCAUUCAGUUUGCCGUGGCUGCUGGCGCCACCGUUGUGGCCACAACAUCUUCAAACGACAAGUUCGAUGCCCUCAAGAAGCUGGGAGCUUCUCACGUCAUCAACUAUCGCGAGACGGCCAACUGGGGCGAGGUCGCGCGAGCGCUAACCCCCAAGGGUUUGGGCUUUGACCAUAUCAUCGAGGUUGGCGGCCCGGCCACUCUUGCGCAGUCGCUCAAGGGCAUCAAGCUCGGUGGUGUCAUCACCAUUAUCGGGUUCCUCUCGUCAUCGGACGAGCAGCCCCCGCUGAUGGACAUUCUCAACCAUCUUUGCAUUGUUCGUGGUAUCUUUGUCGGAUCCAAGCUGCAGUUUGAGGAGAUGAACCGUGCCAUUGACUCGAUCAAGAUGAAGCCCGUGGUUGACCCCAAGAUCUUUUCCUUUGAGCAGGUUAAGGAGGCUUAUCAGUAUCAGUGGGAUAGCAAGCAUUUUGGAAAGGUUGUCGUGCAGGUUGGAAACUGA